AUGGAACACCACCGUGAUCAAGUCAAGCGAGUGAUCAGUGAGUAUCUCGCUGGCAUAGACGACUCAUUACGACGAGUCAAUCUCACUAUACACAACAACCCCGAGCUUGCCUACGAGGAAAAGUACGCGCAUGACACUAUCAGUACAUUCCUGGAAAACUUGGGCGUGUCGGUGACUCGCAGUGCGUUCGGGUUGGCGACCUGCUUUGAGGCGACGGGUGGCUCGGGGGGACGCUGCGUCAACUUCAACGCCGAGCUCGAUGCCUUGCCUGGGAUCGGGCACGCGUGCGGGCAUAACCUCAUAGCUACUGCGAGUGUGGCAGCCUUCCUCGCCCUGAGACAUGCCAUGGCCGAAUUUGCCGUGCCGGGUCGAGUUCAACUGCUGGGGACCCCGGCCGAGGAGGAUGGCGGCGGCAAGAUCGAUCUGUUGAAGCGCGGUGCGUACGAGAAGUCCGACCUCUCAUUGAUGGUGCAUCCCAUGGCCGAAUCCAGCUUUCGGGACCGCGGUGUCAUUGGCGCUGCUGGCCAAAAGUCUAUCGCUUGCGCCGAUCUGGUGUGCACAUAUACCGGCGUGAGUGCCCAUGCAGGCGCGAAUCCUUGGGAGGGAGUGAAUGCCCUGGAUGCCUUUGUGACAGCGUACAUGAACGUCUCCACUCUGCGCCAGCAGAUACAGCCACAGGAACGAAUCCAUGGGACGAUUCUGGAGGCUCCAAAAAUCACCAAUGCGAUACCGGAGAAGACAGUGGCAAAAUUCUCUGUUCGAAGCCCCACACUGAGUAGUCUGGCGGCCCUGAGUGACCGUGUACGUCACUGCUUGCAGGCUGGAGCGCUCGCAACCGGGUGCCAUGCGGUCUUCGAGGACACCCCUGCAUACGCCGACCUGCGUGUUAACCCCCCUCUGUGUGCGGAAUACUGCCGGUCUAUGGAAGAGCAAGGAGAGAGGCUGUUGUUCGAGGCGGAGGAGGUGAUGACCGGGUCGACCGAUCAAGGGAAUGUCAGCUAUGCCCUCCCAGCACUGCAUGCGAUCAUUGGCAUCCCGGUUCCCAACGGCGCCCAAAAUCAUACGCACGAGUUCUGCGUAGCCUCGGGCGAGGUCGCUGCCUACCAAAUCAUUCUGAAAGCUGCAGCAGCGAUGGCCAUGACCGGUUGGGCUUUCCUGACGGACGAUUCGUUCUUUGUGAGAGUUAAGGAGGCGCACGAGCAGGCUGUCAAUUAG
Messenger RNA from Aspergillus bombycis, 1215 nucleotides. RefSeq names its product M20 family metallopeptidase. Lineage: Eukaryota; Fungi; Ascomycota; Eurotiomycetes; Eurotiales; Aspergillaceae. The coding region runs from base 1 to 1215 and encodes 404 amino acids. The record is from RefSeq and is a predicted model, not a curated record. Gene Ontology annotation, molecular function: dipeptidase activity. The transcript has 3 exons.